Molecule: messenger RNA, 1404 nt
Organism: Chaetomium globosum CBS 148.51
Lineage: Eukaryota; Fungi; Ascomycota; Sordariomycetes; Sordariales; Chaetomiaceae
Exons: 3
Coding region: 1-1404 (467 amino acids)
Source: RefSeq, a predicted model, not a curated record
AUGGCAGACGAACCUGCACUUCCCACCCUCCCGCCUUCGCUUCCAGUCGACGCCAGAAGGAAACGAAGGCGGAUCACAAACUCUCCUCAUACGCAAUCCUCCGCCUCGAGCGAUCCGGCUUUCUUCUCCAGUGACGACGAUCCGGCGCUAGACAAUUACAACCACAAUGGACGCCGCAAGAAGCGGUACGUUGGCACUUGGUUUGACCAGCAGCCGGCCUCGUCAGAUUCUGCAGUGGGAGAAGAACCCCUCCCAAGGUACCCUCCACCUCGACGCAACGGGCCUCCACAACCCCAAAAGCGAGAAUUCCGACGACAACUCGACAGCGGUGUCUGGAUGGGAGCUGAGGAUUCCAUCACCGAUACGGACGACAGCUUCGAGAUAGAGCCCGCUGCACCCAAAUUCCCUGUUGCGUCGCCGCGAGCGAGAGGUUCAAUGUCUGCCCCGUCGACCGUCUCGAGAGAGGAGCUGGAAGCCCAAUGGGUUGUCAGCGGCUGUGUCGAAGGUGGUACCGAGCAAGUUGAUCUAAGUUCGUUAAACCUAGAUUUCAUUUCGCCAGAGGUAGUGAAGCUCAUCUCCGACAUCUCUCCCAUUCCCAAUGUUUCCAGGGACGUUGCCUUUGAGCAGAGGGAUCCUGAGAUCCAGCUGUUCCUAUCUAUGAACCGCCUUCGGAGCUUCCCCUCCGGGAUUCUUACCAUCGAACACUUGGCCUUGCUCAGCUUGAGGGCGAACAAUCUCGACGAGAUCCCGCCGGCAGUCGGGAGGUUGACAAAACUCGAGGCCCUCAACCUCGGCCAGAACUUCAUCCGCGUCUUCCCCGCCGAGUUACUGAAUCUUCUCCGCCCCGGCAGCAAACUACGCAGCUUGAGUUUCCAGCCCAACCGGUUCUGGCAGCCCGAUACGGCCAACGCCACUGCUGCCGCCAUUUCCACCACCACAACACGUAGCGACGAAUACGACAACCUGACCUACCCCAAGCGCUCCACUACCAAGGUCGAGUCCUCCUGGUCAGGCGUGACUACCAAGCUCCACUCGCGGAGCCCUGUCCAGUUUAUGACUGGCACAGGCCAAACCCUCUCCCGCUUUUCCCUCCCGGACCUCCCCGGUGCGCGGGGGGCUCUCAUCGAGCUGGAGCCGUUGACAUCCCUCGCCACCCCGAAGGAGUUCACCACCGAGCAGCGCAAGCUAGCCCUUUCCACCAGCAAGGUCUACAACCCCAAGGGCGCCCGGUCGUUGUUUGAGCUCGCUCUGCGAGCUGGUAUCAAGUCGUCACAAGUCGAGGAGGUCCGGUCCUGGGCUCUUUACGCCGACGAAGCCCCGCCGCAUUUUUCUUUUGCCGUGGAGCAGGCCGUCAAGAUCCAUCGCGACGGUGGUGUAAGUUUCCAUGGCUUGACAUGUUCAUAA